Gregarina niphandrodes is the source of this 588-nucleotide messenger RNA. RefSeq names its product DNA primase. The record is from RefSeq and is a predicted model, not a curated record. Lineage: Eukaryota; Apicomplexa; Conoidasida; Eugregarinorida; Gregarinidae. Gene Ontology annotation, biological process: DNA replication, synthesis of primer. The annotation marks the transcript as partial. Gene Ontology annotation, cellular component: alpha DNA polymerase:primase complex. The transcript has a single exon.
AUGAGUUUGAUGAAGGAGAACGGACAAGAGAUUUAUGUUCGAUAUUUGACUGCGGCGAGUGGACCAGAGUUACGUGGCACGUUAUUGGCGUCGUCUAGGGUACCGCACAAGUUUGAUAUAGGUGCGGUGUAUAAUCAGACGGUGGAAUCUAAGGGCGAUUUGUUAGGUGAAAGUUUGUUGCCAUUACAGCGUGAAUUGGUGGUGGAUAUUGACAUGAAUGACUAUGAUGAGAUUCGAACCUGUUGUCAAGGGAAAAAAGUAUGUCCUUCAUGUUGGCUUUUUAUCGCCGUAGCUGCCAAGGUGCUCCACAAUGCUCUCACCAAACAUUUCGGCUACCACUCUCUACUCUACGUCUUCUCUGGACGUAGAGGCCUACAUAUCUGGGCCUCAGACGACACGGCCAAAUCAUUACAAAACAGUACUCGAAGCGCCCUCAUUGCCUACCUAACAAUAUUCAACAAUUCCAACCUCCCAGGCAGACUCGACCAAUCUCAAUACCAAAUGGAAACAUUAACCAUCAUCAAACAAUACUGGACACGAGUCCUCCGCUCCCAGGACUUCUUCUACAAAUCCGAACGAGCAAGGCAA